Tachyglossus aculeatus (Australian echidna) is the source of this 2915-nucleotide messenger RNA. Its product is annotated as adiponectin receptor protein 2-like. Gene Ontology annotation, cellular component: plasma membrane. Lineage: Eukaryota; Metazoa; Chordata; Mammalia; Monotremata; Tachyglossidae. Gene Ontology annotation, molecular function: signaling receptor activity. The record is from RefSeq and is a predicted model, not a curated record. The transcript is spliced from 7 exons. Gene Ontology annotation, biological process: adiponectin-activated signaling pathway. Bases 468 to 1478 code for a protein of 336 amino acids.
CCCGGAGCCUCGCCUCGCUGCGGCUCGGGCCCUGAGCGGGACGCUGGGCCAGACGCGGGAGCGGGAUGGGGACUGGCCGGGAAAGUGGGCAGUCAUUAAUAAGGGCUCCUCGUUAAGAGCAAGGGGAUUGCGGGGACCGCUGGAGGUCAGGGAAAGGUCAAGGGGUGGGAUGCCACCCUGAGUGGUACCCACUUCUGAUUCACCUCCCAGGCAGGGUGAUGAAGCCAGACAGCGAGGGCAUCUAAAGUUCUUCCGGAGGCGAGGGGUUGGCGGGGACACUAAGGGGCUCCCACCCUGCCCAUCUGGCCCCAUGGCCUGCCUCGCCGGGGGGCACGGGCCCCGCCAGCCGCCUGCCAGCCAUCUUCAGGAGGGCGAGGAGGAGGAGGACGAAGGCGAGCUGUGCCCGCUGCUGGACCAGGCCGAAGAAGAAAAACAGGGCCCCCCCCCUGACCCCGGACGAGGUCAAGAUGGGGGGCGGGGGCUCUCCGGGCUGGGACACGGACACGGAUGACGAGGAGGAGGCCCGAGCUAACGUGCGGGUCGUGACGCUGCCCUUGCAGGCUCACCACGCCAUGGAGAAGAUGGAGGAGUUUAUGUACAUGGUGUGGGAGGGCCGCUGGAGGGUCAUCCCCCACGACGUGCUGCCCGAUUGGCUCAAGGACAACGAUUUCCUGUUGCACGGACACCGCCCGCCCAUGCCCUCUUUCCGCGCCUGCUUCCGCAGCAUCUUCCGCCUGCACACGGAGACUGGCAACAUCUGGUCCCACCUCCUCGGCUGUCUGUUCUUCCUGGUCCUGGGCAUUGGCUACAUGUUCGGCCCCAACACCAACUUCGUGGCACCGGUGCAGGAGCGGGUGGUGUUCGGCGUCUUCUUCCUGGGUGCCAUCUUGUGUCUCAGCUUCUCCUGGCUCUUCCACACCGUUUACUGCCACUCGGAGAAGGUCUCCCGCACGUUUUCCAAGCUGGACUACUCGGGCAUCGCUCUCCUGAUCAUGGGCAGCUUUGUACCCUGGCUCUACUACUCCUUCUACUGCCACCCCCAGCCCCAGGUCAUCUACCUCGUCAUCAUCUGCGUGCUGGGCACCACUGCCAUCCUGGUCUCCCAGUGGGACUACUUCGCCACGCCGCAGUACCGGGCCGUACGGGCGGGAGUGUUCCUGGGGCUGGGCCUAAGCGGGCUGGUGCCCACGCUGCACUUCAUGCUGGCCGAGGGCUUCUUCCGCGCCACCACAGUGGGCCAGAUCGGCUGGCUCUUCCUCAUGGCCUUGCUUUACAUCCUGGGGGUUGCCCUGUAUGCCGCCCGGAUCCCCGAGAGGUUCUUCCCAGGGAAGUGCGACAUCUGGUUCCACUCUCACCAGAUCUUCCACGUGCUGGUUGUGGCCGCGGCCUGCGUGCACCUCCACGGGGUCUCCCAGCUGCAGGCCUUCCGCUCCUCGCUGGGUGGGGACUGCGCCGAAAACACUGUGCUGGGACAUUAAAGGGGAAGCCCUCGGCCCGGCCGUGCCCCCUCCCCCCUGGGCCAGCCCAGGGAGACGAGCGGGAGGAGGGAAGGGCUGGUUGCCUCAGACGCCCCCCUCACCAUCAUCUUUCUCUCCGGUCCUUUCUGUGGGGAACGAACCAACGGGCUGGCAAGGCACAACACUGGCUCCCUUCCCCCUCCCUAGGCCCUAGGCCUUACGGCGCCCACCCUCCCUCCCAACCGCGACUCCCUCCGUCUCCCCCCACCAUUCCUGGACAGUCAAGUGAUGGGGGGGAGGAGGGGGCGCGGAGAGCCGCUCUGGUGCAGGAGGCAGGCGGCGGGCUCCCGGAGGGCUUGGCUUCAUCUUUGGGGAGCACGCUGUUGGGGUGCGGCCUUCCCGACUGCAGUUCGUCGCGGAAAAAGCUGGUGGCAGAGAAGGAACCCAGUCCAGCCCCCUCCCUCCCCCCCGGUCUGGGAGCGAUGUCUGGGAGGACUUCCUUCUCCCCCAGACCCCUUUGCCCCCAAGCACUUUAGCACUUUUUCCCCCCGAGCCGAUCUGCCCCUCUGCCCGCCCUUCUUCCUCCCCCUGGGACCUGGGUCUCGGGAGGCUCCGGUCUAAGUCUCUUGGCUCUGCCCCGACCCCCGGUGUAAGCCUCAUGGUCCCGCCCUGACCCUUAGAUGGCCAAGAUGAGAGUGAGAGGGCCUUUUGCCGGUGGCUUGGAGGGUAAGGGUCAAAACAGCGCCGAAGAAGACAGGUCUGGCCCGUCCCCGGGAGCAAAAUGUCCACAGGGGCAGGGUUGGCCCAGAGUGUUUCUCUCCCCGUUGGCCACUCUCUGGAAACCCCUCUUCCCCCAAAAUGCUGGGGCUCUCUCGGCUCUUAAAAACCCCCAUCCCAGUCCUCCGGUCAGAGGGAGCUAAGCUCCUGACCUUGUAUAUAGUGUUAUUUAUUUCUUCUUGACUUCAGGCUUCGGUCCCCCUUCCCGUUGCUAGUUUCCCUUGCUGUUCCCCAGCUCUCCUUCCCCCCAGCACCUCCGGCUCCUCCUAGGCAGGGGAGGCCUCGUGCCGGAGAAUGGGGGGUUGGGGGAGAGCGGUGGGAGGAGAGGAAGCGCCACCCGGAGCCCCUGAGAACUCCAGACCACCACCCGUCACCUCUGCGAACCCUGACCCCCACGGUCGGAGGGAGCCCCGGAACCCUUCUCCAUCCUCCCGGUGCCCUCUUCCUCCCACUGCCUCCAACCCCUUCCGUCGGACUCUCCCGACAACCCUCUCCUCUGCCCUUCGGGAGCCCCCCGGGUCCUGCCAGCAAUCACUGCCCGCCACCCUGUGCCUGCCUCUGCCACGCUCUGGCCUGGCUGGCAUGUUGGAGUGGGGACAAGGGGGACAAGGGAGGCGAAGGGAGGACCCUCUCCCCUGCCUCCGUCCCACACAAGAUCCGCUCUUCUGGGGAGUUCGGGGG